Messenger RNA from Dacryopinax primogenitus, 948 nucleotides. Its product is annotated as NADP-binding protein. The record is from RefSeq and is a predicted model, not a curated record. The coding region runs from base 1 to 948 and encodes 315 amino acids. The transcript has 2 exons. NCBI's taxonomy places the organism in Eukaryota, Fungi, Basidiomycota, Dacrymycetes, Dacrymycetales, Dacrymycetaceae.
AUGCCUCUCCCGUCGGUCGCUUCCUUCGCCCGACCACUAACAGGGCGCACCGUCAUCCUCACGGGGGGCAACGUCGGUCUCGGCUUCGAAACAGAGAAGCAUCUCGCAGCUCUCGGCCCUGCGCGGCUUAUUAUCGCUUGCCGUUCAGCUGCCAAAGGUGCGCAAGCGGUAAAGGAGAUCGAACAAGCUGGAAAGGGCAAGGUCGGGAAGGUCGAGUGCUGGGAGGUUGAUCAGGCUUCGUUUGCGAGCGUGAAGGCUUUCUGCGAUCGGUUUGAGCGGGAAGGAGGCGGGAAGCUCGAUUUGCUUGUCCUCAAUGCCGGUGCUGCGUUGCGCGAGCGGCAGGAGACGGGAGACGGGUGGGAGCUCAUGCUUCAAGUGAACCACCUGUCGACCUGCUUGCUCGCGAUUCGCUUGCUCCCGUUCCUGUCCAAGGCAGAAGCAGACCCGCCAACGCCGAGGGUCGUGAUCCUCAACUCGGGCCUGCAUCUCUGGGUCCCAGACGUGCCAGAAGCUGAUGCGGCUACACCGAGCAUGUUACGACUGUUGAGCAGCAAGGAGAAUUGUGCAGAGGAAGGGCAGAUGGGAAAUCGGUAUCGGCUCACGAAACUCUUCAACGUACUCUUCACAUUCACCUUAUCUGAGCGACUGCCUCGAACGUCCGCUUUGAGCGUGAAUACCCUCGAUCCUGGAUUCUGCCAUUCCCAGCUUGCCCGAAACGUCCCUCGCACUUGGAGCUAUUGGGUGUUCAAACAGGUGCUCCCGCGAACGACGGAGAUGGGUUCGCGCACGCUUGUGUACACCGCCGUGAGCAAGGACUUGGAUGGGAGAAGCGGGGAGUACUCUGAGAGUUGCUUCAUCAGUAAGUCCAGCGUGUUGUCAAGGAGCGAGCGGGGAAAGACGAUUAGAGACAAGCUCUGGGUGAGUGCGACUGAAGAUCGCGCCGUGUAA